AAAAAGCCCGGGCUAGGGCCAAGGAGCAGGGUGAGGGAGGGGGUGGGAGGGGUGGGGGGUAACGGGGGAAACUGGGGAAGUGGGGAACCGUGGGGCAACCAGGGGAAGAUGGGGUGCUGGAGGAGAGUUUGUGGGAGCCAAGGAGCACCUUGGACAUCUGGAGUCUGGCAGGCGUGACGACGGGUGGAGGGGCUAGCUCGGGGCAGGGCUGUGGGGUCUGGGGCCAGAGAGGAGUGUGGAGUAGGCGCCCAGGCAUCGUGCAGACGGAGCAACAUCAGCUGGGGGCGAUGGGCCCGAGCUAGGGCUGGAGAGAAGGGGGAGCCAGACAUUCAUCCCGGUCACUUUUGGUUACAGGACGUGGCAGCUGGUUGGACGAGGGGAGCUGAUGGGCAGGGUUUGAUCCCAGGGCCUGGGCAACGGAGGUGUAGCUGGCAGCAGCGGGCAGGUGAGAACCCCAUCUGCCGGGCAGGUGAGUCCCUUCCCUCCCCAGGCCUCGCUUCCCCAGCCUUCUGAAAGAAGGAGGUUUAGGGGAUCGAGGGCUGGCGGGGAGAAGCAGACACCCUCCCGGCAGAGGGGCAGGAUGGGGGCAGGAAAGUUAGAAAAGGUGACAUCUUCUCGGGGGGAGCCGAGACUGCGCAAGGCUGGGGGGCUGCGGGCUCAUCCCAGGCAGAAAGGGCAAGAGGGCAGGGACGGAGCGCAGGGUGGCCAGCGUAGGGUCCAGCACGUGGGGUGGUACCCCAGGCCCGGGUCAGACAGGGACAAGGCAGGGGACACAAAACAGAGGGGUCCCCAGCUGCCACCUCACCCACCGUAAUUCAUUUAGUAGCAGGCACAGGGGCAGCUCUGGCAGGGCUUUCUCAGGCCUAUGCCGGAGCCUCGAGGGCUGGAGAGCGGGAAGACAGGCAGUGCUCGGGGAGUAGCAGCAGGACGUCACCAGGAGGGCGAAGCGGCCACGGGAGGGGCCCCGGGACAUUACGCAGCAAGGAGGCUGCAGGGGCUCGGCCUGCGGGCGCCGUUCCCACGAGGCACUGCGGCCCAGGGUCUGGUGCGGAGAGGGCCCACAGUGGACUUGGUGACACUGUAUGCCCUCACCGCUCAGCCCCUGGGGCUGGCUUGGCAGGCAGUACAGCAUCCAGGGGAGUCAAGGGCAUGGGGCGAGACCAGACUAGGCGAGGCGGGCGGGGCGGAGUGAAUGAGCUCUCAGGAGGGAGGCUGGCGCAGGCAGGGGUGAGGAGCACAGCAGGCGGCGAGCGGGAGGCACUGGCCUCCAGAGCCCGUGGCCAAGGCGGGCCUCACGGGCGACGACGGAGCCGGGAUCGGUGCCUCAGCGUUCGGGCUGGAGACGAGGCCAGGUCUCCAGUCGGGGUGGACGUGCCCACCAGCUGCCGAAGGCCGGGACGCCAGGUCCGGCGGACUUGCCGAGUGGGACAUGACAUGGUCCGGUGUGACGGCGAGGACAGAAGGGGCGCGUCCGGCCUUCCUGAACACCCUAGGCUGGUGGGGCUGCGGCAAAAAAAUGGUGCUACCCAGCUCAAGCCUGGGCCUUUGAAUCCGGACACAAAACCCUCUAGUUGGAAUCGAACACGCUGCACUUUACAACCACUGCACUACCUGACUCAGGAAUCGGCUCCGGAAGGUGAGCACCAGCGCUCCUUCCGGAAGCCUCCAGCUCCCCGAGCACCCUGCCCCCACCCAACCCACGUGUCGCUCUUUGCAGGUGAAGCUAGAGGAACAAGACCUCAUCAACCCAACACCAAAGACGCCAUUGGACCAGCAGCGCCCGCAGCACCCACCCCCCACCAGCGACUCCAUCUUCAUGGCCACCCCCUGCGGCGGACGGUUGACCACCAGCCACCGCGUCAUCCCAGAGCUGAGCUCCUCCAGCGGGAUGACCCCGUCCCCACCACCUCCCUCUUCUUCUUCUUCAUCCUUCUGUCUCUUUGUUUCUGAGCUUUCCUGUCUUUCCUUUCUCUGAGAGAUUCAAAGCCUCCCCGACUCUGUUUCCCCCGUCCCUUCUGAAUUUAAUUUGCACUAAGUCAUUUGCACUGGUUGGAGUUGUGGAGACGGCCUUGAGUCUCGGUGCGAGUGUGCGUGAGUGUGAGCCACCUUGGCAAGUGCCCGCCCAGGGCCCGGCCGCCCUUCAUCUGGGCUGGGUGACUGGGCGCCGGCUGUGUGCCCGAGGCCUCACUCUGCCCUCGCCUAGUCUGGAAGCUCCAACAUCACGGGGCAACCUUCAAGCAUUCCAUUACGCCCCAUCUCGCCCUGUGCCCCUCCCCACCAGGGCUUCAGCAGGAGCCCUGGACUCAUCAUCAAUAAACACUGUUACAGCAA
This is a messenger RNA of Mandrillus leucophaeus (drill), 2331 nucleotides long. RefSeq lists its product as uncharacterized. NCBI's taxonomy places the organism in Eukaryota, Metazoa, Chordata, Mammalia, Primates, Cercopithecidae. The record is from RefSeq and is a predicted model, not a curated record.